Messenger RNA from Cadophora gregata, 1140 nucleotides. RefSeq lists its product as uncharacterized. The coding region runs from base 116 to 1024 and encodes 302 amino acids. Lineage: Eukaryota; Fungi; Ascomycota; Leotiomycetes; Helotiales; Ploettnerulaceae. Gene Ontology annotation, molecular function: oxidoreductase activity, acting on the CH-OH group of donors, NAD or NADP as acceptor. The record is from RefSeq and is a predicted model, not a curated record. The transcript has 3 exons.
GUGAGAUUUAUUUCUCCCUUUUCUUUGGACUAUAGUACUCAAAUCUGUGAAUAUCUGAACUGGACUCUCUUUUCUCUACUAUCUCCAUUGAAAGCCGACUUUUAGAACCUACAACAUGACAGAAACACGCCCAACCCACUCCAGAACUCGAUCUAUGACCUUAGGCGGGGUAAGUUCUCGGAUUCUGGAGGGGAAGCUUGCAAUUGUGACAGGAGCAUCAAGAGGCAUCGGAGAAGCAAUUGCCCAUAAUCUGGCUUCCAAAGGCGCCAAUUUGAUACUCAACUACACUUCCGACUCCUCAAGUAAAGCGACAGCAGACCUCUCUUCUCUGCUCACAGAGGAAUAUGGAGUUACUUGUCUGGUAAUUCAAGCAGACAUGGGCAUCCCAACCGGCCCAGCCCACAUUGUAAAUACAGCAAAGAACCACUUCGCCCAUCCCAAAACCGGCAAAUUCCAAAUCGACAUUCUAAUCAACAACGCCGGCGUCUCUAAGAAUCUUACCGUCCCCGAAUGCACGAUUGCCGAUUUUGACUGGCAAUACAAGAUCAACGUUCUCGGCCCCCUACUACUUCUCCAAGCCGUUCUUCCAUACCUACCAAACGAUCGAAGCGGCAGGAUAGUUAAUCUGAGCUCAGUGUCGAGUUCGCAGGGAUUCACUGGACAGAGCGUGUAUGGUGGGACGAAGGCUGCUUUGGAGGCUAUGACGAGAACUUGGGCAAGGGAGUUGGCGGAGAGGGCGACGGUCAAUGCUGUUAAUCCUGGCCCGGUAAAGACGGAUAUGUGGGCUGGUACUACACCCGGAUUUAAGAAGAAUUUGAGGCCCUUCAUUCAACAAACGCCUGGGAGUGCGAUCAGACCAGAGGUUGAUGAUGAAGAUCUGGUUGCGGACGCGGAGAACGCGGGUGGUAGACCUGCGUAUGUUGGUGAGAUUGCUGGUGUAAUUGGCAUGUUGUGUACGCCGGAUAGUUUGUGGUGCACUGGACAAGUGGUUUGUGCAAAUGGAGGAAUGAGAAUGGCGAUCUGAGGAAAGGCAGUUUCGAGGAUGUAGAGGCGCAGAGAAGAUAUAUAUAGCACAUCGCAUGUCAGAGAUGUAUAGAAUGGUUUCAUGUUGAAAUGAAGUUUUACUGCAAUUGUUUAGCU